GUGGGGGUCGCCGGCGUCGUGGACGAUGCACUUCCUGAGGACCUUUGCGACCAGGAUCCCGAGGAGGACCUCUCCCUGCGGCAGCUCCGAGGCCAGAAGAUGAUGAAGCCGGACGGCGAAGCUUCCAAAGAGGACAACGCCGUGUCGGCAAAGUGGUCUUUCACGGAUCCAGACCCCGACGUUUUGAUCUGGGAUACGUGGUUGGAGAACACAGGAUAUGAAGCUGAAGGACAAAAAGUCGCUGUGGGCUGGCUGAAGACGCCCCUGGUGCAUGACCCGGACAUGUCUCCGUACGAGGCGGUUCCGUACGUCUGCCUGCGCGUGAAGGGCAUCGCAGCAAUGAAUCAGCCUGCCAAACAUGGGCCACUCCUGGGCCACUGUGGCGGUCCAGGCAGUGAUAACAACUGCUUGCUGAACGCUGCGAUGGACAUCAAUGGCAAAGGAAACGAAAGCACGCUGAGCGCUGACUUCGACGUCUGGGCCAUCAGCCAGCGGGGCGUCGGCUUGGGGGACGAGUGGAACAACACACCUCCGUGCCCUUUCAAGUAUGCCUCCGGUGAGGCCAUCCUCCCGUUUCCGGAGAUUAAGUGCAAUGAGAUUCUCACAAACCCAUUCUUGAGCCAGGUGGACAACAGGACGUUCGUCGAACUGAUCAUGGGCGGCAACAACGACACAUCGGAGAGUCUAGUCAAUGAGAGCAUGGACUACAUCGUGAAGAUCUUGCGGACGCCAGACAUGACACAGACCGAAUCCGGCAUCAUGGCAUUCAACGAGACCCUGGUACGAUGGUACUACCGGCUGAUGAAACUGGAGUUCAGCUACUGCUACGAAGCUGCACGAUUCAAGCUACAGUCACCAAGCGGGCGCGAGUACAAUGCACUUCAGUUUGGUGGAACAAUGGACCUGGUCCAGGAUAUCGACCUUUUCCGCCGCGCAGUGGGUGCACCAAAACUGUCCAUCUAUGGCAUGUCCUACGGCACCGCAGUGGCUGGAGUCUAUGGGACCGUUUUCCCAGAGAACACGCAGCACCUGAUUUUGGAUGGCGUGGUGGAUCCCUUUCCCGACGUACAGCAAAGAGGCGACCUCUUUGCAAAGGGCAUCACCGCAACUUUCAAUGGUCUCUUCGAUUCAAGCCGUCCCUUCCGAGCAGCCCUCCUCUACCUACUUGCAGACCUGGCCAUCUUUCAGAAAGGCGGUGACGAGAACAUAGAAGCCGUGGCGGCGUUGUUCCUGGCUUGCGUUGAGUUUUAUUGGUCCGGAGUGGACUCAGAGGACUGCCCUGCUGUGCUUGAGUACCUCGUACAGUCGGACGACGCGCCAAUCACACUCAGCGAGGACCUGUUUGACUUUGGAAUGCAGGCCAUGGUGAUGGGCACCGACACUGCCGGCAGGUUGAACGAGGAAGCCAUGAUCCAGUGGUGGAAGGAGUCCAUGGCGAAGCAGCCAAUCGGCACCCCCUGGGCCUUGACGUGGGUAGUUGGCAUCAGCACCUGGCCUGCCGAUGCACGGCCUGUGCCACCCCUCGGCAAUGGCCAGGUGAGUCCUGUGAUCAUUGGCAAUUUGCAUGAUCCGAACACUGCUUACACCAGUGCUCAGCUAGCCCGCAGCGCCUUUCCUCGGGGUCAUCUCGUGACCUACCAAGGCACCCCGGUGACCAUCGGCACCCUUUUGGGAGAAGGGUCUUCUGAAGAGGAGGAGGACGGCGAGGAGGACAGCCAGAACCAGACGGCCAACAUCACCCAAGAGGAUUUCAAAGAGGGUGCCGGCCUCUUCUACAGAG
Messenger RNA from Symbiodinium necroappetens, 1780 nucleotides. The record is from the annotation of a GenBank genome assembly. NCBI's taxonomy places the organism in Eukaryota, Dinophyceae, Suessiales, Symbiodiniaceae.